Molecule: messenger RNA, 1155 nt
Organism: Sclerotinia sclerotiorum 1980 UF-70
Lineage: Eukaryota; Fungi; Ascomycota; Leotiomycetes; Helotiales; Sclerotiniaceae
Exons: 1
Coding region: 1-1155 (384 amino acids)
Source: RefSeq, a predicted model, not a curated record
AUGCCGUCUGCACCUAAAGCUGCGUACGAGGUUUCUCAGGAAGUAAGACAAUAUCUCCCAACUUUUCGACAAAAAUAUCGAGCCUUACUGCGCGAAGCAACUUAUCUUCCUGACUCCGCCGCUCGAACUUUCGUACAUGAUCAGAUCGUCAAUCGGUACAAUCCUCCCAACCCCAAAAAACUCAAUCCGAAAUUUUGGGGCACCGAUUUUUUUCGAUCAAAAGUUGAUUUGAAUAAAUUGGAAUCAAGAUCCAAAAAGACGACACAAAAAUUACAUUUAUUGGAGCGUGUAAACCUUGAAGGAAGUUCCAAGGAUCUGCAACAUGUUUUACUGAGGACAUAUGGACGAGCUGGGGUAAGGAGGAGGGAAUUACUUUCUCAAUUGUUGAGACCUGGAGAGGAGGAGGUGCCGCAAGAUGACACAGCAUUGUCGCAGAUCAUUGAUAACCAAAUUGCAAAAAAACUGGACGCGACAAGAGAUGUCGAUAUAGACAAGGCAUUAGAUGUAUCCAAGAGGCAACGCCGUGAGCACAAAGAAAUAGCAUUAUUUAUCGCAAGUCAACAAGCAACCAGUCCGAUGGAAUCGAUGCGGGGAAGAAUAAAAAAAAUCAAACCAGAUAUACCAUUAACGAAUGCAUGGGGACGCAAACUUCCAGUGAAGCGCAAAGCGAACAUGCUACGUACAUGGUGGGCUAAUCUUCUGGAACGAGUUCUGCCCCCAUUACCUGAACAUGAAUGGAAUAGGUUGAGAGAUUUAGCAGAAGGAAUACAACCCAUUGAAUAUGCACCUCCAAGGCGAAAACCAGCGAUUCUGCGCAAUUUGGACACAUCCGACGAGUCCAUCGGAAGAGAAAUGAAUUCGCUAUAUAAUGAACCAGCCAGACUGCAUGCGAAUUUUUGGGCCAAAUCAACGGAGAAAGCACGCUCAGAGACUCCGGAAACCCCAGAUGAUGUAAAACAUAAUUCGACACGGGCGAGGCGAAGAAUGUAUCGCAUGAUUUGGAGUCUUUCAUCGAAAAUGGUGCAGGAUGAAAGUACCAGAGAAUACAAAAUAACUUGGGGAGGACAACGUUCACCGGCUGCUGCAGGAGAAAUCACCAAACCAUCAUUAAAAGAUAAUGAAUUUUUCGAAAUGCCAAAGGAUGGGUUGGCCUAG